Chionomys nivalis (European snow vole) is the source of this 543-nucleotide messenger RNA. It is a transcript of the gene Clec19a, whose product is annotated as C-type lectin domain containing 19A. Gene Ontology annotation, molecular function: signaling receptor activity. Lineage: Eukaryota; Metazoa; Chordata; Mammalia; Rodentia; Cricetidae. The record is from RefSeq and is a predicted model, not a curated record.
AUGGGUGCCCUCAGCCAUGGCAGCGAGAGGGGAAAUUCACCACCAAUCUUCCUCCCACUCCUCUUUCUCUCCCCAACCCUCUCAGAGGUGCCCCAGAUGCCCCUGCUGAGGCUCCUGUUCUGGAGAGGGUUCAAAGGUCAUUGCUACAGAUUCUUCCCCAUCAACAUGACCUGGGCCGAAGCCGACCUGCACAGCUCUCAGUUCACUGUUGGCAGGAAAUCUGCCAAGCUGGACUCCAUUCACGACUGGAAGGAGGAUGUCUUUGAUGACCUGGUGAACAGCUGUGUUCCUGACAUCCCAGCCAACAUCUGGAUGGGCCUUCAUGACCACAGGCAGGAAGGAUAAUUUGAAUGGAUGGAUGGUUCUCCUCGGCUCAGUUACUGGGACAGGAGUCAGUCUGGUGAUGGCAUCCAUACAGACCCAGAAGAAGACUGUGUGCAGAUGUGGUACCCACCCAGUAGUGCACUGAGGUCCUGGAAUGGUAACGCCUGCCACAGGCGGUUCCCCUUUGUCUGCAAGAUCCCAUCUCUGAGCAUUCACUAA